CCUGCCCCGUAAGAAGGCCAAAGUCUGUUUAAAGCUCCACAAAGUAUUUCUAGGAUCUCUAAAUUUUGUUAGGCCUGUAGCAAAGGGGCCCAUUCACAGUCCAGAAGCCCAAAAUGUCUACCCUAUUGCUUUACAGUUCUGUAAAUGAUUCAAUAAUUUAAAGUGUGCCUGCAGUGAGUGAGAAAUCCCAUCUGUUUAGUGGGCCAACCUGGGUUUGUUGUCUGCCUUUGACUGCAUACACAUCACAUUAUAAUUUGCUCUUCCUGUCAUCUGCUUUCUCGUAAACUAUCAGGAAAUUGAAAUUAGCCCAGCUUCUCUACUAUUUAGUACUUUAGAGACUAGGGUUCUGGUCAGUUUAAAUAUUUUAGUGGCUUCCAAGAAUGUAGCUACAUGAAAGAAAAGGAUGAUUUGAUGUGGCUGACAGUAAGGGAGUGGGGGAAGACUUGCAGGGGUAUGGAGAAAUGCAAAGUGGGGUUGGAAUAAACCUUUGGGUCUGUCAACCUUGACAUUCUCUUUAAAUGUAUCUGUUGCAUUUUUUUUCCAGAGAUCUGCUUACAUAUAUAAAGGGUGACAUUCACCUUAAUUUAGCUUCCAAUGGCGAGGCCAAAGGAAGACUCCCUUUAGGAUUACCCGAUGAAACUUCUGUCUGUUUUGGCAGGUGGCAAUAUGUACUGAUAGCAGUUCCUUAUUGAACUCUAAGAUACCAGCAAGUUUUCAGCCAGAUUCUCUCUCUGGAUGGGCAAGAAAUACAAGUAAAAGCAAAAAGGCCAAAACCUCAUUGUUUCAAUUGUGGUUCUGAAGAGCAUCAAAUGAAAGAUUGUCCAAAGCCACGGAAUGCUACCCGUAUAAGUGAGAAAAGAAGAGAGUUCAUGGAAGCCUGUGGUGAAGCAAGUAACCAGAACUUUCAGCAACGUUAUCAUGCAGACGAAGUAGAAGAGAGGUUUGGGAAGUUUAAACCAGGAAUAAUAAGUGAAGAACUUCAAGAUGCGCUUGGUGUCACAGAUAACAGUCUUCCUCCAUUUAUAUAUCGCAUGCGCCAGUUGGGUUACCCCCCAGGUUGGCUCAAAGAAGCUGAACUGGAGGAUUCAGGACUUGCACUUUAUGAUGGAAAAGAUGCUACUGGUGGUGAAACAGAAGAUGAAAGACCCUAUCAACAAAACAAAUGUGUCACUUAUGAUGUCUCUAAGUUAAUAAACUAUCCGGGCUUUAAUAUGUCUACUCCAAGUGGGAUCUCAGAUGAAUGGAGGAUAUUUGGUUCCAUACCCAUGCAGCCAUCUCAACAGAAGGACGUUUUUGCUAGCUACCUUUCUAAUUUUCAGGCGCCAAGUCCAAAAUCUAGCAAUAAAAGGUCUGCAUAUCCAUCAAGUUCUCACAAUUCAAAGAAGGUAAAAGGAGACAAUUCAGCAGUAUCAGUAGCUGACAUGGACAUGGAUUCUGAUUUGGAAAUGCCACACAGUUCUCUAGCUUAUGACAGUUUUCAGUUCCAACCUCCACUGCCACCUGGGUCUCCAUCGAUUGCAACUCCGCCCCCAUUGCCACGAGGCACUCCUCCACGUACUCCACCCAACUUCACAUCCCCUCUACCUCCAGCGCCUACUGCCUCUCUUCGCAGGAAUACUCCAGCAUCAACUCCUUCUGCUCAGCCAAGAGUGGGGGAUUCAGCCAUGGAUGAAGAUACUUUGACCCUAGAAGAGCUUGAGGAGCAGCAGCGAUUGAUUUGGGCUGCACUUGAGCAGGCAGACAGUACAAACAGUGACUCUGAUAUACCUACUGAUACACCUUUAACUGGAAACUCUGUUACAUCAUCACCAUCUAGGAAUGAACUGGACAUUAUUCCAGAAGGAAGAACCUCUGAGAAGCUGGUUGCAAUGGAAAUAGGGAUUUCAGACACUAGUAUGCAGAUAUCCGGAACCGAACAUUCUAAAAGUGACCCUAAUUCAGGGGAUAGAUUGCUUGACCUAAAGGAAGGUGACACUGAUCAUGUGGAUUCUGAAGGCAUGCUGGAGAACAGCACUACAGGCUCAAAAUGUGAGGUUAACAAUGGAGGAAAUGAAGGUAUUACUCAUGUGGUCACCAGUGCUGAAUCCUCUACAAAAAAUUCAAAUCCUGUUCCUGACAUGAGCAAGUUUGCGGCAGGAAUAACACCAUUUGAGUUUGAAAAUAUGGCAGAAUCAACUGGUGUUUAUCUUCGGAUACGAAGUGUAUUAAAGAAUUCCCCAAGAAACCAGCAAAAAAACAAAAAGGCUUCAGAUUAACUUGUCUUCCUUUAAGGUUUUAUGGUGCCCCCAAAAGAAACUUAAAGUAUCCACCAAAUUGGAUAAUCUCAUGUGCCCUUUUGUGAAAAACUUUUUAGUAGUUAAGAGUGGACUAAUAUAAUUCUUCUGUGUUCUUCCCUAGAGGUUGUUUUUUAUUAUUUUUUUAAGUUCAUGCAGGGCUUCCAUUUGACCAGGACCAAUGUUAACCGUUCAAUACAUGAGAACUUGACUAAAUCAAAACCUUCCACUAAGUGGUGUAAGGACUAUUGAUUUAUUUGUUCAGCAUAUUUUACACUCUGAUACAUGAAACUCUUAAAACAGUGAGGCAUCGGUUGCUGUUUAAUAUUUUGGUUAAGAUUUAUAUUAUCGUUAAUGGUGAGUUUCAGGUGGAAUGUUGGUUUUUAUCUGUCCUUUAUACAUUAGUCUGCUCUUUCUACAUUUUGCUAAUUAUCUUGUAGAUAAGUUUAAUAUAUUACAGUUUUUAAAAAUUCCAAUAUUUUAAAAUGUUCCACAUGAAAAGUCCUGGCAAUCAGAUGGGAAUAAUCAGGGAUGACCAGCAUUAUCCUCAACAUUUCGGAUAUUUUUUAUAAAUUAAUUGUGGGUCAAUUUUUAAGCACCACUUCUACCUUUUGUAACAUCAUUCUUUAUGUAAACUUGCUGUACAUACCUGUUCAUUCUUGUGUACAGAGGUUUAAUAAAUGAGUUUUCAUAUAAA
Malaclemys terrapin pileata is the source of this 2970-nucleotide messenger RNA. It is a transcript of the gene ZCCHC8, whose product is annotated as zinc finger CCHC-type containing 8. NCBI's taxonomy places the organism in Eukaryota, Metazoa, Chordata, Testudines, Emydidae. Gene Ontology annotation, cellular component: catalytic step 2 spliceosome. The coding region runs from base 810 to 2255 and encodes 481 amino acids. The transcript has 9 exons. Gene Ontology annotation, molecular function: zinc ion binding; RNA binding. The record is from RefSeq and is a predicted model, not a curated record.